Molecule: messenger RNA, 2766 nt
Organism: Cyprinus carpio (common carp)
Lineage: Eukaryota; Metazoa; Chordata; Actinopteri; Cypriniformes; Cyprinidae
Product: myb/SANT-like DNA-binding domain-containing protein 1
Exons: 3
Coding region: 1209-2036 (275 amino acids)
Biological process (GO): positive regulation of DNA-templated transcription
Cellular component (GO): nuclear body
Source: RefSeq, a predicted model, not a curated record
CAAAUAUCUGUUAACGUCAUAAAUAUAUCAAAGUUAUAUCAACUAUUAGCCUCUCUGCUCUCUAAUUAAGUGUAUAGAACAGUACAAUUUAUUUCAUAUUUUAUAUGUAAAAAAUACUGAAUGAUUGUGAAGCCUUUCCUGUAACGCAGAUCUGUUCUCAUCUCAGUCAGGAAUGUCUCCAAAUGUCUCUUAACAGAAUAAUGUUGAAUGUGAAGGUGAUGCAUCUAUGCGUGAAGCACAUAAUGCGGUUAACACUGAGUUAGCCAUAAAGAAGCACAUGCACCGCGUGUCACCUCAUGAGGUAAUCUGUCAAAGGGUGCACAAGAUAACCCUUCCCCCCAAAGCACUACCCCUAAUGUCCCGUCCCAGACCCCCUGUAGUUGUGAUAGAAGAUGUAAUCUGAAACACUCGGGUGUGGUCCGAGUUUGGGGGCAAAUGUAAUGUGGUAAAAAGGGCUCUGGGCCAGAGGGGUAAUGACAUUAACCUAAACAAGUUUUGUGCCGCAACAUGCCUGCAAAAUUAAUGUGCAUGUUUCCAAAAACUUUUUAGACUGAGUUUAAAGCCAAAUUGGCCUGAUUGCUAAUUAUUGGAUCUGACACCAAAACAACCUAAUUUUCUUUCAGUUUCUCCAUUAUGUUGUAGAUUUAAAUGUGUUACAUCAGGUGCAAAGGCACCUUCUCUGCAAUGUCACUCUAGCCCCUUUUCUAUUAAAAGCUUUUAAGCUCAUAAACGCUCGGACUAAGUGGUCUGGAGAGAGACCGGUCGCCUAGGCAACAGCACACUCUGCUGCUUUCAGUCCCCAGAGGAGUCGUAUUUCACAUUUAGAUUUUCUGCCUGCCCGACUUCACUUUGUUGGCUUUCAGCUAAAAGCUUUUUGCUGCAGCAGACUGACAGAGACAAAAGAGCAGAGGAAAUGGGGAAGGUUUAGCUAGAAGAGGAGGGCCUUAAUGGGCUGUUGCCAGGGUAACUUGACAUCAUGCUGACGAACUUCCCUCUUUAAAAGCUUUUAAAGCGAUUGCUCCAGCCCUCCAGGUUCCAUUUUGAGGCCUCUUAACUAAGCAUGGGGGGAAGGGCAGCAGAGGCCUGUCUCUCGCACACACAAGCACAUGCUUGAGAAAGCAAAGUAAGGCCAGGAAAACAGACUGCACUGAGAAAGAAUCAAGCUUAAAUCAUAAACCUGAAUGAAAGGUACAUAAUCUGUUCCUAAAAUGGCCUCUGAGGACCUCUGCUUUAGUUACACAGUGCCGGGCUCGAACGAGAAGCACAGGAGGGCUCGUAACUGGACGGAUUCCGAGAUGAAAGCUCUUGUGUACAUUUGGGAAGAGUAUGUGACAGAGCUAAAGAAGGCUAAGCGCAAUGCUAAGAUCUACGAGACAAUGGCUAAGCAACUUUAUGAAUUAACUGGCGAACAGCGACACAGGGAAGAGAUUAAGAUGAAGAUUACCAACAUGACUUUCCAAUUCAGGAAGCUGAAGUACACAGCUAAUGGAAGCAGUGCUACACCUGAUUGGCCAUACUACAAAUCUAUUGAGAGGAUCUUGUCAAAGGUACCAGACCAUGCUCAUAUGAGUCCACCGAACCUCUCGACGUCUGGCCCCUCCACCUCUCAGCUCGAGACUUCUGUGCCCCAGUCAGCUCCACCAAGUGGGUUUCUACCUGAGUACACGGGUUCCUCAGAGGAAAGAGAAAUUAACGAUGAGGAAGAAGGCCUAACAGAGAACUCUGAGAGUUCUUCUUUUGAGACCAGGUCACAGCCACAUAAGAGGCGGAGGCUUUCACAUGUGUCACUGCGCCGAAAGAAGCUGCGUGUCCUGGACGCAAUGCUGCAGGAGCAACGCAGGAUAAGCCAUGCCGUCGAGGAGGCCUGUCAUGAAGUUCGCCGUGUUAUGCAUCAGCAGAACUUCCUGCAGGUGCAGAGCCUCCAGCUUCAGGAGCGAAUGAUGAACCUCCUGGAGAAGAUGAUUCCUGCUUCAUCUGCCCCUUGUUGGCCAAACCCACCAGCCUCAAAGGGUUUAGGAACACAUACAACUGAGUGACAGGACAUCAGAUACGGGAUAAGGACCUUUUUUGUCUUUGCUGAGAAAGUGUUGCAAAGCUAUCUUAGUCCAAAAGCUAUAACCAACUAGUUAGUGGUACAUUUUAGACCUGUUAGGCACUGUUAAGUCUUCUACAAUAAAUAUGUUACUCAAAAAUGUUGACAGAUGUAACCUACAAAAGAAACUUUUGAAGAAAACACUAUUUAUCCACAUCUGAUUCCAACUCUAUGAAUCAAAAUGUAGUUCUUUGUUCAUCAAAAGUUAAAAGGUGAUUGUUAUGUGACACAAAAGGUGUUAUGAAAUCGGAUUCAUUUGAUUUCUAAAUUGCUGUGUUAGCUACUAAAAGACUUCGUGGUUAAUUAUUUAGACACAUGGUUGACUGACAUCUAAAACAGUUCAGAUUUCUUUUAAGGCAUUCUUUAAAAGGAUAACAUGUUCAAGAAAACUCCAGAAGGGCAGAAGUUCAGGUCAGACAGAUAACACCAAAUGGUUGGUGAUGAUGUAAACUGGAUUAGGCUGACAGAGAUUCAGAAUGGUAGAGGACAAUCUUAGUUUAGUUAGUACCAUUACAGUUCAAUGUUACCAUUACACUGUUAUAGCAUAGCAUAGCACAAUUUAGCAAAAUGUAACAUGUUACUAAAUGUUACAAAAUGAUAUAGUUUUGGUAGCAGUUUAUAUGCUGACACUCAUAUUUAGCUUAGAUCUGUUAUAUAUAUUUACCGUUAAAUAU